AUGCUUCAGAUACGGCUUAGCAAGGUUCCAUCCUCAGAAUUUGGUGGAGGGGCAAAGCCAUUGACAGUGGACAGUGUGACAGUUGCAUGUCCUGAACACCUUGUCCUUGCUGAUCUUCCUGUAGCCAAGAGCGUUGGUUCUGCAACUGCUGCUUCCCUUGUCAAGACUGUAGGUCGCAGGUCCCGUCGCCAACUUGGUGAGCGAGUUCAUUUUUGUGUCCGAUGUGAUUUUCCCAUCGCCAUAUAUGGACGUCUGAGCCCUUGUGAGCAUGCAUUCUGUCUGGAUUGUGCCAGGAGUGAUUCCAUCUGCUAUCUCUGUGAUGAACGCAUUCAAAAGAUUCAGACGAUCAAAAUGAUGGAAGGGAUCUUCAUCUGUGCAGCCCCUCACUGUCUCAAAUCUUUCCUGAAGAAGGCUGAAUUCGAGUCUCAUAUUCAUGAGAGGCAUGCUGACCUCCUUCAUCCUAAUGCAGAGAAAGAUGGAAAUGAGUCGGAUGCUGUCAGUGCCAAAAGAACUAUGGUUUCAGAUUCCACUGUUCAAGCACCACCCAGGCCAGUCUUUUCUCCUAGUUCAAACUCCCAGUUUCAUGAUCGUGAAGACAAAGCUUAUCGUCUGCAGCUCAGAGACCAACCACCUUCCUGGCCGGGCAUGCAGCCAAAGCUCACACCACCAGGGCAAAUCCAAAAUCUACCAUCAGAGCCACAACCUGACAACAAUGGACCCCAAGGCUUUGACAGAUCAGGCCCCCCAAACCGUUUUUCCCAACAGAGUUUUGACUCACAGGGUAGCAUGCAGCAAGAUUCUGGUCAGUUUCCAGACAAGCAGCGAGGGAUCCUAUCUAGGACAGCUUUUCCUGAAUAUCCUAUGCAUCCCCAUCAGCCUCCUAAUUUUGCUGUUCCAAUUACUCCAAACCCAGGUCUGGUUCCCCCUCCAUUCAAUUAUCCUCCUUUUGCACCUGAUGGAGCUCAACCGUACUAUGGUGCUCCCUAUGAGAUGGCACGGCCAGAUUCAGCACCAGAAGUUGGAUCAGAGCAAGGAUCACUGUUAGGUUUUCCACCAGGUCCACAAGGAGGCAUGAAUUUUUCAGAAAAUUAUCCUCGACCCUGGAAUUUUGGACCAGUUGGUGUGCCUUUUGAACCUUCUCCUUCAGCUCAAGGGAUUUUGAACAUGUCAGAUUCUCAAGGAAGAGUUGCCUUCUUUCAAGGGGAUUAUGGGCGGAAUUCAGGAGCUUUGCCUUCAAACCUGCCUCCCCUACAUGCGGGAAAUAAGGGGAUAGAGCCCGUGCAGGGUGGAAAUCCCAUGGAUGGUGAGGGUAUCUUGGCGCCACAGCCUUUGCAGCUCCCGCCACCACCUCCUUUACCUCCUCCCCACAUGUCACAACUCAACCAAGGUCAGUUUUAUUCUGGUGAAAUGGGUCAUGACGGACAGAGCUUCAGGUGGCAGCAUGAGAAGCGUGAUAGCUUUGGAAGUGGGCAAGAUUAGUGAAUUUGUUGAUUUUCAUAUGGUUUUGGAUGUACUUUUCUUCUGAACUCGUAGAACACCAUUCUAUUACAUGUGGUUUGUAUCUUUUGGUUCAAGGAGAACCCAUGUCUCCAAUUACUAUCCUUACAUGGGAGCAGGGUUACAC
Molecule: messenger RNA, 1624 nt
Organism: Ilex paraguariensis (yerba mate)
Lineage: Eukaryota; Viridiplantae; Streptophyta; Magnoliopsida; Aquifoliales; Aquifoliaceae
Source: the annotation of a GenBank genome assembly